AGUGCUUGUAAAAAUUUUGAAAUAUGUCAAAUAUUAUCAGAAAGCAGUAGAUAAUCAGAUUUUAAAGUGUAUUGAAGUAAACACAGUAGAUAAAGUUUUUUAAAGUAAUUCAUAAUUCUUUCACUUUCAGAAUGACCGAAGAAAAUAUUUUCACAUUCGUACCAAACAUAAUAGGAUAUGCAAGAAUUGUUUUGGCAAUAAUUUCAUUUUAUUUCAUGCCUACUAACUAUGUUAUAGCCUGUACUUGUUACGUAGUAUCAGCCCUAUUAGAUGCUUUUGAUGGUCAUGCUGCCAGACAUUUUGAUCAAAGUACCAAGUUUGGUGCAAUGCUAGAUCAACUAACCGAUCGUUGUGGAACUAUGGGAUUGGUAACUGUGCUAGCUCAUUUUUAUCCAAAAUAUAGCUUUUUAUUUAUUAUGUCUAUGUGUAUUGACGUUGCGUGCCACUGGAUAUUUUUACACACAUCUGUAUUGCAAGGAAAAAGUAGUCACAAAUUUGUUGACAUGUCAGAAAAUCCCAUUAUGAAUUUAUAUUAUACAAAUAAAACUGUGUUGUUUCUAAUGUGUGCAGGUAACGAAGCAUUUUAUGCUUCGCUGUACCUUCUUCACUUCACCGAAGGACCAAUUGUUGUAGGUCUGGGACUAUUCAAAAUAAUACUUUUCCUCUCUGCACCCAUAUGUUUUUUGAAAACUGGAAUUUCACUUUUGCACUGCAUUGUUGCGUCAAAAAAUUUGGCAAUCAUCGAUGUAAACGAGAGAAAGAAGUUGUCGAAGAAAGCAUUUUAAUAAAAACACAGACAUAUUUAUUGUCUCCUUGAAUAUCUUCAUUAGUCGUAUAUGUUUUGUGAAAUUCUAGUCUAACAUAGUAUUAAGUACAAGCUAGUAGUUGAAGAAUUCUUCUCCCGCUGACCAAUAUAUAUUCAAAAACAAUAUAAGAUAUUGUGAAAACUAAAUUAUUCAUCGGUUUCACUUAUUAUUGAAUUUGAGAUUCAUUUUGUUAUUAAAUGAUAUUGAAAGAUGUUGAUAUCCAAUACAGAGAAGCUCCAAGUCUUUGUAAAAGAAACAAAAUGCUCCAAUACAGAGCAAAAUUGAUGUUGGAAAACUAAUCAACAACUUGGUUUAAAACUUUUAUUGUCACUGGACACAUAGUAGUGUUAAAAGCUCGUCUGAGUGCUGGGUACUCGUGACAUGCAUUCUUCUUUCUUUAUGCACCAGCAGCAUUCUGGAUCGUUCUUAAUUCCAGCUUUGUAAGUAGACUACUGAGAGCUGUUAGAACAACACUUUUGGUCGUACCAAGAAUUGGCACAUCGCAAAGAAAAAUAAAUUUUGACUACUGUUUUUGGAGUCUUUCAACUAAAGAGUUGAAAAAAUAUUAUUCAUCGUUCAUAGUUAAUUGUAGCCCCACUUGAUUCUACCAAAGCCGACAUCCUUUGAGAAGCCGAUCAGGCGCUUUGUGAACCUUUUAUGUCAUUAGGCGAGCUGUGAGUGUUUUAACCGCGCUCAUAUGAGUGCUAGGCACUCACAGAUGACGCGGUUUAAGAUUUCAUUCUCCUCCAUGCACCAAUGGCACUCCGGAUCGUCUGUAACGUCCAUGGUGGUCGAAUUCCGCGCCUGUUUAGUUGGAGCAGUUGUUUGGUGUGGUCCAUCCAUGUCUAUUCUUUACCGAGCCUGCCUUGCGAGUAGACCGUUGAGCUACACGAAAAAUGGGUUCAUUGGUGAGAGAUGUUUUUUUUUUAUCUUAUUUGUGAUAUGAAAAGGACUUAAUUCGUGGUAGGGAUUUAUUAGCUUUAGCCCUGAUGUAGGAAAAAUUCCUCUGCGGGGUUUAUUUUGUGCCAAGAUGGAGCUAUCCCAAAUAUUUACUUUGUGUUUUUGUUUUCUAUUCCAAGUUUCUUUUCCAAUUCUUUUACUCCAAUCAAGAAAUAUGACUUGGUAAGUUCUUACCAGAAGGAAAAGGGGAAACUAAGGAAAAAUAUAAAAUCGCAAGUGAAAAUUGUAGUAACAAAAAUGUUUAAUUUAAGAAUACAGAUUGGAAGAGAAUCAUUAUUCGUUCCAUUUAUUUUCUAUUUACCUUUAUAGGAACAUCCUUUUCAAAUAUAAGAUCAGUUUUUGAUGGAUAAA
This is a messenger RNA of Diorhabda sublineata, 2117 nucleotides long. RefSeq names its product CDP-diacylglycerol--inositol 3-phosphatidyltransferase. The record is from RefSeq and is a predicted model, not a curated record. Gene Ontology annotation, cellular component: membrane; Golgi apparatus. Gene Ontology annotation, biological process: phosphatidylinositol biosynthetic process. The transcript is spliced from 5 exons. NCBI's taxonomy places the organism in Eukaryota, Metazoa, Arthropoda, Insecta, Coleoptera, Chrysomelidae. Gene Ontology annotation, molecular function: CDP-diacylglycerol-inositol 3-phosphatidyltransferase activity. Bases 132 to 785 code for a protein of 217 amino acids.